AUGUGUUCAAAAUCAUCUAGCAAUAAGCAAUGGGACUCAACAUGGGCUAGCCUGCCAGCAGAAAUCCGGCUUCUCAUCUAUGAAGCCCUAGCCCAAGACGGCUGUCCACUGAGUCAUCUGGCCACGGUCUCUCGAGAGUGGCAAAUAGAACUCGAGCCGUACAACUUUGCACGAAUCAAGCUGACACCAUCGCGCACUGUUGAUUUCGGCUCCAUGAUUCAUCGCAACCGGGCUCUUGUCGGCUACAUCUGGUUCUGCCUGGAACUUGAUAACUACGAUUGCUCCACGUGCGCGCCUUUCUAUUUAACGACCGACGAAAGGAUAAAGGCCCUCAUCAUCACCGAUACGGACCACUGUCCCAUCACCGCUUCUUUCGAGACUUUAUUCUCUGUUCUCAGCACCUGGGAACACGGCCGCCGCGAUCUAACACUUGAUAUUAGUAUCCACUCGCCCAGUGACUCGGAACAUUGGUUCAAGUACCUGACCUUUCUGCCUGAUUAUUCCCCUUCUGAUAGACGACGUUGCCGUGCCGGUGGGAUAGAGCAGACCACCACGGCAAAACAGGUCCACCAUGAUCCUCAACAUGGCUGGGUUGCUGGUUUUCGACACUCCGCUCCGCCUCCAAGGGCCUUCUAUAAAAUUUUCCACGAUAUCAUGGACGAGGGACCGUUUGAAAGUCAAGAGGUGGAGCUCGAAUGGUGGAAUCAGCUGCCAUCGGUCCCGGCGGUAACCAGUCUCCUUCUCCGGCAGCAGAACCGCAGGAGAUGGAAGCCGCAGUCGCUUGCCUGCAUGAUUGCCCGUUUCCCCAGACUACAGCAGCUCCAUUACGAGCCCUGGAGGGAAUGGGGCGCCGUGCAGAUGUACACAGACCUGGAUUUACGAGUUCUCUUCGACUCUCUCCGAAAACGCAACACGAAUCUCAAGAGACUUGUCGUCUUUGAAAACUUUAAUCAGCAGUACCCGGUCACCCUGCAGGUAUCCCACGGUUGGCCCUUUGACUGGAUGCAGUGCGAUGCUCAUCGCAGGCCAAGCCGGUCUGUCAGCAGGAUGAUGGCCUUCGCCAGCCUUGAGCUUGAGCACCUCGCAGCAUCCUUCCUGGUAGAUGCCGCUCAUUUUUUCGACGCGGAACCCUCUUGGGCGUGGCCAAACCUAACAUCGCUUGUGCUCACUUCAGAAUUACUCGUGCCUGACGAAGAGGAGGCGACCUAUAUUGGGGUUCUGCUUCGGGCCGCGGCGAAGGCGGCCAUGAAGAUGCCACGGCUGGCAACGAUGGAGAUUUGGAACGGGAGAAAGGGGUUGGCGGCGCUCUUCAAGUACCAGGCGUUUCGACGGAUGCAGAAAGCCGUGAUUUCUUGGAGAGGCACGUGGAAGUUGACCAUGGAGCCAUCUGUACUCCGGGCUUGGGAAGCCGUCGUACAUCAGCAGGACGGUUGGAGACUUGAUGUGGCUGAGGAAUGGCUGGAUGAAGCUGCCAUCGUGUCUCACGGUGAUGCAAUUCAAUGCCUGAUGCUUUCGGGAGAGGUUAUUCGUCCCGUCUCGUUGCAGCAGAUCCAGAUGGAGCAGAGGGCUCUGGAGGGCGCGGGGACUGUGUAA
Molecule: messenger RNA, 1593 nt
Organism: Pochonia chlamydosporia 170
Lineage: Eukaryota; Fungi; Ascomycota; Sordariomycetes; Hypocreales; Clavicipitaceae
Exons: 2
Coding region: 1-1593 (530 amino acids)
Source: RefSeq, a predicted model, not a curated record